UGGCUCUCAAGAACCAAGCUUGACCAUUGCCAUGUCUAUGACUACGCCUUGAUUUUCGCCCACAAUGAACUCGACCAAGAAGAUAUACCCUUCUUCAACCACGAGUUUCUGCAGAGCAUGGGAAUCUCCGUCGCCAAACACCGGCUAGAGAUCCUCAAGCUCGCCGGAAAAGAGCAGAAGGGCCGGGGGAAGAAGAAACAGGGGACGUCAAAACAGAGGUUCCUGUGGCUGGUCUUCGCGGCGAAGCAAGUGAAGACGAAUCUCGGGAAGUGGGUUCGCCGCCGGGAGGAUGCCGGCGGAAGCCUGGCGAUCGUGUCGGCGAGGAAUUGCAGCCUGAGAUGGAAGGCGGCGAUGCUGAAGAGGAACAAGACGGUGGUCGGCGGUAACAGUCAGGGGAGGCUGAUGAUGCUCACAAAUUGGGGCAGUAGGAGCUCUGCUUCGGCUUCUCCGGAAAUAAAGGGACUUUCCGGCGGAGGCGGCGGCGGAGUGCAGCGUUCGCCGGCUGUUGGAGAUCUGAAGUGGGAUUCGAUGUUUCAGAACCUGAAGCCCACGUGAAAAUAUAUUUGGUGAAGAUAUGUUAGUGUGUUGUCCAAUCUUAUUAUUCCUAAAACUUAGAAACUACUCCGUAUAUUUUUUAGUUUUGACUAUUUACCAUCAACUAAAACUGAUCUUUCAUU
Messenger RNA from Cuscuta campestris, 677 nucleotides. Lineage: Eukaryota; Viridiplantae; Streptophyta; Magnoliopsida; Solanales; Convolvulaceae. The record is from the annotation of a GenBank genome assembly.